AUGGCAACGCCCUUAUGCCAAUCACAGGACGCUGAGAUGGAUCCAGCCUGUGACGAUGCCAGUAGCAACAGCUCAGACUCUGGCUACGAAACCAUCUGUAUAACGUCUCCGAUGCAACCAAAACCAGAGGAAAAGCAGACUGCAAAACGACCACCUUUCGUUCGCAUCCCGGAGCUUUUCGGUUCCAUCAUGUCCACGAAACUUGUUGUCAAUCCCAACUACUUUGAGGUAAAGGCUGUCGGGGACCAAUGGAUUGCAAGAAUAGUCUUGCGAAGUGGAGUCGUUCUCAGCCCGAAACUAACGCACCGAGCUUUGUCCGGUAGUGUCAUGAAGUACGACGAGGCGGAAGCAGCAAAGAACUCCAAAGUUGAUCUGUGUUUCCUGGCAUCAAUUUGGUCACCGAUUGCCUCAGAAGACCGCCUGAAAAUCAUGUUGGAUUGGCAUCACUGGGUAUUUCUUUUCGACGAUCAGUUUGAUGAAGGACACCUCAGGGAGGAUCCGACCGCUGCUGCGGAGGAGAUCAGUCAAAACAUAGCCAUCAUGGGCGGCGAUGCGCCUCGCUACACUGCCGAUUCCAAUCCCAUUAGAUAUGUGUUUCAGAGAUGUUGGGAUGCCAUCAGCGAAGUAUCCAGUCUAGAGAUGCAAAAUCGAUGGAUUGAUCAACACAAGCGUUACUUUGCACAACUACUCGUGCAGGUCGACCAACAAGUCAGCGGCCAAAACUUCACACGCGACGUAGAUGAGUACAUGAACAUGCGCAGAGGCACAAUUGGCGUCUACCCAGCCAUCAACCUGACCGAGUACGGCUCAAACAUCAACUUACCACAGCAUGUGUACGAGCACCCAAGCCUGCAGGAAUGCAUGACUGUCUCGGCAGACCUGGUGAUAUUAGUGAACGACGUCUUGUCUUACCGCAAAGACCUGGAGUUAGGCGUAGACCACAACCUGAUUUCGCUGCUCAUGGAGAAAGACGGUCUCAGUAUCCAGCAGGCAAUGGACGAAAUUGGUAAAAUGGUAAACCAAUGUUACCGAAGAUGGUACCUUGCUCUGGCAGAGCUGCCGUCCUAUGGAGAGAAAGUCGACCGCGAAGCUAUGAGAUUUGUGGAGGUUUGCAGAGCGUUGGCGCAAGGUCGUUACUUAGGCCGCGAGGGCCACGUUGUCCACGAAACAGGCAUCAUUCAUCUUCCGCCCGCAUAA
This is a messenger RNA of Colletotrichum gloeosporioides, 1197 nucleotides long. RefSeq names its product Presilphiperfolan-8-beta-ol synthase. The transcript has 7 exons. Lineage: Eukaryota; Fungi; Ascomycota; Sordariomycetes; Glomerellales; Glomerellaceae. The coding region runs from base 1 to 1197 and encodes 398 amino acids. The record is from RefSeq and is a predicted model, not a curated record.